GGAAAACAUUGUGCAGUAUUCAUGUUUACGUUUCUGGCAAUCGAUUUCGUGUUAGAUAUAUUAUUUGUAAUAGUUCACGGUCAAGACUUGUAUUGGUUGUACCCUGCAAGUGUAAUAUUUAUAACGAUCCCAAUUAUCGUAAAUUCUGGAUUUACAUUUUUGUUAAUAUCUAGAGAAAUAUCGAAGAAUAAGAAAUUUAGUAAUUGGUGGUUUCGUAGUAGUAAAACAGCCUUAUUAUUCACUAUUUUAGCAGGCGCAGAUAUUGAUGUUUUAAAUAUUUUAUCAUCUGAAUGUGGUCGACUCGAAGAAUUAAGUGCUCCUUUUAGUGUAAUUGCCAUGAAACGUAUUAGAUUAUUUAAUAUUAUUUCGAUAAUAAUUGAAGAUUUACCACAACUUAUUAUUUUGAUUAGAGCUGAAUCCCCCGACAUCCCAUCGAAACCAGAAAGUCCAAAUAGUGGAAAAGAAAGUGAUACAUCUCCAACUCAUUCUGAAGUUCGUCAUGAAUAUCUUACCAUGAAAGAUGAUGGUGUACCAACUAUUUCAUAUCCCAGGGAUGAUAUGCAAAUUCAUGAUAUUCCAUACGGACAUGUUGGAGAAAGUAUUAUUAAUAUUGAAGAAGGUACAUCUGGUGAGAUUGGUGAAACUUUAAAAAAAGCACAAUCAAUACCUAAAAGAAAAUCAGAUUCUGGAAUUAUUGAGUCAACGGGAGAACCCGGACAAUCAACUUAUAGCACGACUGGUGCUCCAACUUAUCAAUCAAAAAUGAUGGAACAACUUGAUCCGUCAUCAGAACAGGUUACUUCACCACCAAAAAGUACUUCAUCAAAAGCAAAAGAACUAUUUUCAUUUAUUGGUGGUGGAAAAUCUAAAAAGGGAACUACAGCUCCAAAAGAGGAAGCUGAUAAAGGAAAAAGUUCAGAAUCUGAAGAAGGUGGUAAAGUUGAUAAUGAUGACGAUAAUGUUUAA
Messenger RNA from Dentiscutata heterogama, 966 nucleotides. NCBI's taxonomy places the organism in Eukaryota, Fungi, Glomeromycota, Glomeromycetes, Diversisporales, Gigasporaceae. The record is from the annotation of a GenBank genome assembly.